GACAGAUAGGAAACAACAUCAGCUGCCACGCCACGUGUCUGGCUGCAUCAUAUAAAGCGGCUCAGUAUAGAGGUCCACGAAGCGGGAGCCUCAGAUACUCCGAGACUGUGGUGGCGCUCCGCCGGUCGCCGCCGUAAAUCUGCAUAAUCAGGACUUCGCGAAUGGGGAAUCAGAAGCUCAAGUGGACGUCGGAGGAAGAGCAGGCGCUGAAGGCGGGAGUGGCCAAGUAUGGCGCCGGGAAGUGGAAGAACAUUCUCGUAGAUUCCGAGUUCAAGCACAAACUCGCCAACCGAUCGAAUGUUGACCUCAAGGACAAAUGGCGGAAUAUGGGUGGACAAGGCUCGGGAGCUAAUGCUAUGACUCCCAGAGCAAAGUCAGUCACGAAUAGUGCUCUGACACCCAAAGCUCAGAGUUCAGCUUUGAUUUUGGUUCCUAUAGAAAAUGUGAAUGACAAACCUCCUCAAAGCCCUGAGGGUGUUAAGAAUUCUCAUAAGUACAAUGAAAUGAUACUUGAAGCACUUUCAUCAAUCAAGGAUCGCAAUGGGUCCGAUUUUGUUUCAAUUUUGAGGUUUAUUGAGAAAAAGUAUGAGGUGCCACAAAAUUUCAGAAGGUUGCUGAGUUCAAAGCUGAGAAAACUUGUUUUACAAGGCACGGUUGAGAAGGUUCAAAAACACUACAAGAUCAAACAUGCAUCAUUGGGCAUCAAAACACCUUUGCCAAAACAAAAGGUUGUCAGGUCAAAGCCAAGACGAGAUACUAGACCUAGAAUUUCAAUUGAAAUGGAGAAUGCUGCUAAAAUAGCAGCGCACAAGAUUGCCGAGGCAGAAAAUAAAGCCUUUUUAGCGGCUGAAGCAGUUAAAGAGUCGGAGAGGCUCUUACAAAUGGCUGAAGAAGCAGAUGCAGUGGUCCUGCACUUAAAACAGAUAUUCGAACAACGUAAGGAAGGACAAAGGAGGCGACACAAACUCCAAAAGUUCUCGAGCUGAAGCCAUUGUUGUGGUUUAGUUCUCUUUGAUUAAAGGAUUCUGUUUAUAAUGCUGUAUCAUCUGUUGAGGAGAUGCGCUCCAGUCGUUCUGCUCGUGAUGGAGCCAAGCUCUGUUCGUCACGACUGGCCUGAGCUUCUGUAUUCAUGAAUCUGUUGAGUGAGUGAGGAUCGAACAUUAUUUCAUAGGAUGUGUUAAUAAGAGUGCUGUUAGUCUAAUGAUGUACAUUCUGUCAGUUUCUGCUCAAGUCUCUCUCUCUCAGGUUCCUGUGUAUUGUUGGUCAUUAGAUGGUGAUUCUAUUUUUCAAUUUUGACCUCAUUCUAGGAUUGUUGUUGCUUUCUUGGGCCUAUUAAAAUCCAUUUUUAUUAGCAUUGCCAAUA
This is a messenger RNA of Salvia miltiorrhiza (redroot sage), 1363 nucleotides long. RefSeq names its product telomere repeat-binding factor 4-like. The record is from RefSeq and is a predicted model, not a curated record. Lineage: Eukaryota; Viridiplantae; Streptophyta; Magnoliopsida; Lamiales; Lamiaceae. The coding region runs from base 162 to 986 and encodes 274 amino acids. The transcript is spliced from 7 exons. Gene Ontology annotation, cellular component: nucleosome. Gene Ontology annotation, biological process: nucleosome assembly. Gene Ontology annotation, molecular function: double-stranded telomeric DNA binding.